Malassezia restricta is the source of this 2175-nucleotide messenger RNA. Its product is annotated as mitochondrial Rho GTPase 1. Bases 1 to 2175 code for a protein of 724 amino acids. Gene Ontology annotation, molecular function: GTPase activity; calcium ion binding; GTP binding. The transcript has a single exon. Lineage: Eukaryota; Fungi; Basidiomycota; Malasseziomycetes; Malasseziales; Malasseziaceae. Gene Ontology annotation, biological process: small GTPase-mediated signal transduction. The record is from RefSeq and is a predicted model, not a curated record.
AUGCUGCACUCGGCCCACGCCGAGAUCCGGAUUGUGUUGGUCGGUGAUGUCGGCGUUGGAAAAUCAUCACUUAUCAUGGCGUUAUUAAAAGAAGGUUUCGUCGAGGACGUGCAAACCGUCGUACCGGAAGUCACGCUGCCAUCUGAAGCCUCGCCGGCAGGUGUGACGACCAAAAUUCUAGAUACAGGCUCUGGUUUUGCAUAUCAGGAGCGAUUGGAGACGGAGUUACGUCGUGCGAAUGUGGUGGUUUUGGUGUACAGUGUGACUGAUCAGGAGUCGUUUGAGCGCAUCACGUCGUAUUGGCUGCCCAUGAUGCGCUCGCUUGGCAUCAAUGUGCCAGUGAUUCUGGUCGGCAAUAAGGUUGAUCAUCGCCCUUCAGAUAUUGAAGAAGAUGCGCUGGAAGAUGAAAUUGCACCUGUUAUGGCUGAAUUCAAGGAGGUCGAAACAUGCAUUGAGUGUAGUGCGAGUCUUUCACUCAAUGUUGGCGAAAUUUUCUUCUACGCUCAAAAAGCUGUGUUGUACCCCACAGCACCACUGUAUGAUUCACGCUCACACACUUUAAAACCAGCUUGUAUUGAUGCUUUGCGCAAUAUUUUUCAUCUCUGCGACGCUGACAAAGAUGGCGUGCUGAGCGACGAGGAAAUCAACAAUUUUCAGUAUGAAUGUUUUGAUGCUCCGCUUCAACUCCAAGAGCUCUUAGGUAUCAAGCAACUUGUCAUGGAAGGUUCUACUCCGUAUGAUUCUGCGCAUCUUCGUAACGAUGGCCUCACUCUAGCCGGCUUCUUGUACCUCCAUACGCUAUUUAUCCAACGUGGCCGUCUUGAGACGACAUGGACCGUACUAUGGUCAUUUGGAUACGGCAUGGACUUAACCUUGUCCAACACGUAUGUGUAUCCUCGUUUUGAUGUACCGAGCGGUAUGAACGUGGAAUUAUCCCCUCUUGGAUACCAGUUCUUUACUGAGGUAUUCAAAGCACAUGAUAAAGACCAUGACGGUGCACUGAAUCCCCAUGAGCUCGAACAAUUGUUCCAAACCGCACCAGGUGGGCAGCAUCCGUGGGGAUCAUUGAACUUCCCGUCUGGAACUGUUACAGAUGAGUCAGGUGCUGUGACACUUCAAGGGUGGCUUGCACAAUGGAGCAUGACAACGCUUCUUGAGCCACGCACAACUCUUGCAUACCUUGCUUACCUCGGGUAUCCGCUCUUUGCACAUGGUAUCAGGGCACAUGGCACACCAUCCUCUUCUGGCAUGUCAACACCGUCUUGCGCGAGUGCUGCACCUGCUUCAUAUGCUUGGCUGGAUGGAACAGCUGUAGGCGUGCUGUCUGGAAGUCAAGCUCGAUUCGUGCCCACGACAUCUGCUCUGAAGCUUGUCCGUCCACGUAGGCCAAGCGAACGUCGGCGCUCAAAUACUGAACAAUGCAGCGUAUUCCUUGCACUCGUUUUGGGUGCUCAUGGAAGCGGAAAAACCGCAUUACUUCGUAAUCUCGUUGGAAAACCUUUUCAGGGCAAAUAUACUCCAACGCACCGACUUCAACGUGCUGUAGCUGCCGUUGAACAAGGUGGUGCUGAACGGUACCUGGUCCUCCAGGAAUAUGGUGCACACAAUGAAGCUGAGGCAUUGCGGAAACCAUCGAAGCUGAAUAACGUGAAUGUCAUCGUGUUCGUGUACGACUCUAGUGACACAAAUUCGUUUUCGUACAUUUCGAACCUAAGGCAACAAUACCCCUACCUCGCCUCAUUUCCAACGCUAUUUGUCGCAACAAAGUCUGACCUUGACCUUGCGCGACAACGGCAUGAGGUUCAGCCGGAUAUGUACUGCCGCAAGCUUGGGCUCAAUAUACCGCACCUCGGAGCUGGACCGUUGAAUGUCAGCGCCUAUCUGGAUGAGAUGGCUCAGCUGUACAAUAUCCUUCUUAGCAUUGCCAUGGAUUCUCGUGGUGCUGUUCCAGCGCACAGUGGCUCGCUGAGUCCUGUACGUUUCCGUUGGCGCAUUAUGGCGCUAUGGUUCGCCGCUGCUACUGGAUCCACGGCUUUGCUUUGGGCUAUGUGUCGCAUGCUUUCCCCUCGCACAGGCUCAAGUCUUGUUGGCUCUUCGCGCGUACCGUGGAACCUAUGGUGGAAAGGCACAAGUAGCGGGGCUUCGAGCUCAGCCACACUUCGAAUGGACCUGUGA